Perca fluviatilis (European perch) is the source of this 7317-nucleotide messenger RNA. RefSeq names its product collagen alpha-1(XI) chain-like. Lineage: Eukaryota; Metazoa; Chordata; Actinopteri; Perciformes; Percidae. Gene Ontology annotation, molecular function: heparin binding; extracellular matrix structural constituent. The record is from RefSeq and is a predicted model, not a curated record. The transcript has 67 exons.
UCGGUUCAGGUUCAGUAUUGCGGCGUUUGUCCAGCCUCCUGACGGUGCGCGACUCUCAGGGAACAGAGUGGUUUCCCUUUUUUCUGGAAAGCCCUUCACCAUCAGUCUGAGAGCUGGGCUUAAGGGGGAGCAGAUCUGAAGGGCCCAGUCUGGCUGUGAGAGACAUCCUUAGACUUUAACAUAUGGCGCUGUAGUAUAAGCACACUUUUGUGGAUUGUGGAAGGGACCGAAUUUGGAAGGGACCGAAUUUUAUCAAAAGUCGCCCGUUUUCUGUACAGGCGUUCAUCAUGGAGAUGCAAAGGUGGACCACCAGGUGGAAAACGAAAAGGUGGCUAUGGGAUUCAACGCUAGUCGCUGUGGUCACAUUAAGUUUAAUUCUACAAGCUGCCAAUGUCAGAGCAGCUGAACCAGUAGAUGUACUAAAGGCUCUAGACUUCCAGAGCUCUCCUGAAGGAGUACAGAAAACAACAGGCUUCUGCACAGUCCGGAGAGGAUCCAAACCCAACAUCGCUUACAGAGUGGGAAAACAGGCUCAGAUCAGCGCUCCAACCAAACAGCUCUUCCCAGGAGGAGAUUUCCCAGAAGAUUUCUCCAUCCUGUUCACCAUCAAGCCCAAGGCUGGCCUCCAGUCCUUCCUACUGUCCAUAUACAACCAGCAAGGCAUCCAGCAGCUUGGCGUAGAGGUGGGCCGUGCCCCCGUCUUCCUGUAUGAGGACCAGCAUGGCAAGCCUGCCCCGGAGGGGUACCCCCUGUUCCGCUCCAUCAACCUUGCUGACGGCAAAUGGCAUCGUGUAGCUAUCAGCGUAGAGAAGAAGAGUGUCACCAUCAUCGUGGACUGUAAGAAGAAGGUGACCAGGCCCCUUGGCAGAAGCGACCAGGCCGUCAUCAACACAGAAGGCAUAACUGUCUUUGGCACCAGAAUCUUGGAUGAGGAAGUCUUUGAGGGUGACAUCCAGCAACUGCUGAUAGUGGCAGACCCCAGGGCAGCCUAUGACUACUGUGAACACUACAGCCCUGACUGUGAAACCCCCAACCACCACGACACCCCCCAGGCUCAGCAACCUGAGGACGAGUACACUAACUAUGAAUAUGGUGAAUAUGGUGACUACAAUGAAGGAGAGUUAACCACUGAUGCUCCCCCAACUGAAGGAGCCAAGACUGAGACAAAUGUGGGUGGAGACUACUACACGGGUGAGUAUGACUACACCACAGUGGACGAAUCGAUUUUUUUUUUUUUUUUCCUAUUUGUACCAUGGAACCCCCCCCCACCCCCCAGCAACACCCUGGAUUGAUCCCAGAGCUAUGAAGGGGAAAUAGUGGAUGAUUACAUCACCGGUGUGGAACAGGUCGGGGUGGACCCCACCGUUGCUGUGGAAACCGCUGCCCCAGUGGACACCCUAGAGAAGGUGGAUCCUGCCACAGACGUGUAUGAGUUUAAGGAAUACGACCUAAAGGAAUAUGACAACAAAGAGAUUGUAGAGAAGCCAUACGAAUAUGGUGAUUAUGGCGAUUAUGGCCCCACUGAAGCCAAGCCUACAUCUGCAACAUAUGAGGACGAGUUUGGUCCUGGAGUUCCAGCAGAGACGGACAUCCGAGAAAGCAAUGUGGGUGGAGGUCAAAGCUACCUGGGAGAAAAAGGAGAGAAGGGUGAACCUGCUGUCAUUGAGCCAGGGAUGCUUAUAGAAGGACCCCAAGGAGCCCCCGGCCAAGCCGGUCUUCCUGGUACCCCAGGAUUACAGGGUCCUCCAGGUCCCCACGGAGAUCACGGUGAGAGGGGUCCUCCAGGGCGUCCUGGUCUUCCUGGUUCAGACGGUAUUCCUGGGCCUCCAGGUACCAUUCUGAUGCUUCCAUUCCGUGCGGGCGGUGAGUCACACAAGGGACCUGUGGUUUCAGCUCAAGAAGCUCAGGCUCAGGCCAUCCUUGCUCAGGCUAGGCUGACCAUGAGAGGUCCUCCAGGGCCAGUGGGCAUGGCAGGAAGAUCUGGUCCUGUGGGAGGUCCUGGAGCUCCUGGACUUAAAGGUGACAGUGGUGACUCCGGACCACAGGGACCCAGAGGUCUUCAGGGUGCAACUGGUCCACCAGGGAAAGCAGGAAAGAGGGGUCGUAAUGGAGCCGAUGGUGCUCGAGGAAUGCCAGGAGAGGCAGGGACCAAGGGUGACAGAGGUUUUGACGGCCUCCCUGGUCUUCCUGGAGAAAAAGGGCAUAGAGGAGAACAUGGUUCUACAGGACCUCCAGGACCUCCAGGAGAGGAUGGCCCCAGAGGUGAAGAUGGCCAGGUUGGACAGAGAGGUGUGGCUGGAGACAGUGGUCCUCGAGGUUUGCUUGGCCCCAGAGGGUCUCCAGGUACUGGUGGACAGCGUGGUCUUCCUGGAAUUGAUGGGCAAGCUGGUCCCAAAGGAAACAUGGGUCCACAAGGAGAGCCGGGACCUCCUGGGCAACAGGGUAUGCCUGGUCCACAUGGUCUUGUUGGUCCUCAAGGUCCAAUCGGGCCUCCUGGUGAAAAAGGACCUCAAGGGAAACAAGGUUUGGCUGGCCUUUCUGGUGCUGAUGGCCCUCCUGGUCACCCAGGAAAAGAAGGUCCUCCAGGCGAGAAAGGAGCAGCUGGUCUUGCUGGUCCUAUGGGAUCCAUUGGCUACCCUGGACCUCGUGGUGUGAAAGGUGCUGAGGGAAUUAGAGGCCUUAAAGGUGGCAAAGGAGAAAAGGGAGAGGAUGGAUUCCCUGGCUUCAAAGGUGACAUGGGUCUCAAGGGUGACAAGGGUGAGGGUGGUGUAUUAGGACCCAGAGGAGAAGACGGUCCCGAGGGUCCCAAGGGCAAGUCAGGACCCAAUGGAGAAGCUGGUCCCUUGGGACUAGCUGGAGAGAAGGGAAAACUUGGAGUCCCUGGAUUGCCUGGGUACCCUGGUCGACAAGGCUCCAAGGGCUCCAAUGGCUUCCCUGGAUUCCCCGGGGCGAAUGGCGAGAAGGGAGCAAGGGGAAUCGCUGGCAAAGCAGGCCCUAGAGGUCAACGUGGCCCAACGGGUCCACGUGGUGGGCGUGGUGCUAGAGGACCAACAGGAGCGCCAGGUGCAAAGGGCACCUCAGGCAACGAUGGACCAGGGGGCCCACCAGGAGAGAGGGGACCUCAAGGACCACAGGGACCCGUCGGUUUCCCCGGACCUAAAGGACCCAAUGGCCCCCCAGGAAAAGAUGGGCUGCCUGGUCAUCCUGGACAGAGAGGAGAGACGGGCUUCCAAGGAAAGACAGGACCUCCAGGACCUGGAGGGGUGGUUGGACCACAGGGCCCAACUGGAGAGACAGGACCUAGCGGAGAGCGAGGACACCCAGGUUCGCCUGGUCCACCUGGUGAGCAAGGUCUACCUGGAGCUGCUGGAAAAGAGGGUGGAAAGGGUGAUCCAGGUUCUCAGGGUCCUAGUGGCAAGGCAGGACCUGCCGGCCUACGGGGCUUCCAGGGUGCAAGAGGUCUUCCAGGGGCCAUGGGUCCAGCUGGCUUAAAGGGAGGAGAAGGGCCUCAGGGUCCCCCCGGCCCCAUCGGUUCUCCUGGAGAGAGAGGUGCUGCUGGCCCUGGAGGUCCCAUUGGUCUAGCAGGACGCAAUGGACCCCAAGGACCACCCGGCCCUGCUGGAGAAAAGGGCGGCCCUGGAGAGAAAGGUCCCAUGGGCCCUGCUGGCCGUGAUGGCAUUCAAGGUCCUGUUGGUCUUCCUGGUCCGGCUGGUCCUCAGGGUCCCCCUGGAGAGGACGGUGACAAGGGAGAAGUUGGCGGACCUGGACAGAAGGGAAGCAAAGGAGACAAGGGUGAACUUGGUCCACCAGGCCCAAGCGGUCUUCAGGGUGUGGUCGGAGCUCCCGGUCCAGCUGGCAGUGAUGGUGAGUCUGGACCGAGAGGACAGCAGGGUAUGUUUGGCCAGAAAGGAGACGAAGGAGCCAGAGGAUUCCCCGGUCUACCAGGACCCAUCGGACUACAGGGUUUGCCCGGCCCUCCUGGUGAGAAGGGAGAGAAUGGAGAUGUUGGACCAAUGGGUCCACCUGGUCCUCCUGGCCCCAGAGGUCCUCAGGGUUCCAGCGGUGCCAACGGAGCUCAAGGUCCUCCCGGUGGUAUUGGUGCAAUGGGAGGUGUUGGUGAGAAGGGAGAAACCGGUGAAGCUGGCAACCCAGGAUCAGUUGGAGAGCCUGGGAUUGCAGGACCCAGAGGAGAGACUGGUGAGAAGGGAGAAACCGGGCCACCCGGAGCUGCUGGACCCGCCGGCCCCCGUGGACCCUCUGGAGAUGACGGUCCCAAGGGCAACCCCGGUCCUGUCGGCUUCCCAGGAGACCCUGGUCCCCCUGGUGAGCCUGGUGCUGCUGGUCUUGACGGUUUACCAGGUGACAAAGGAGACGAUGGAGAGGCCGGACAACCAGGCCCUUCAGGUCCAUCUGGUGAGGCUGGAGUACCAGGACCUCCUGGCAAAAGGGGAACUGUUGGACCAGCAGGUCAGGAGGGCAGACAAGGAGAAAAGGGAUCCAAGGGCGAAGCUGGAGCCGAGGGCCCUGUUGGGAAAACUGGACCUGUGGGACCUCAGGGGACUGCUGGAAAGUCUGGUCCCGAGGGACUGCGUGGAAUUCCUGGCCCUGUUGGUGAGCAAGGACUGCCUGGUGCUUCUGGUCAAGAUGGCCCACCAGGACCUAUGGGACCCCCUGGACUUCUUGGUAUGAAAGGUGACUCUGGAGGAAAGGGAGAGAAGGGUCAUCCAGGUCUUAUCGGUCUGAUUGGUCCUCCUGGUGAGUCUGGAGAGAAGGGAGACAGAGGAUUGCCUGGACCUCAGGGUACUGCAGGUGGCAAGGGUGAUGCUGGUGGUACUGGUCCCCAAGGUCCUCUCGGUCCUCCUGGUCCCCCUGGUCUUUCUGGCCCUCUAGGACAGAAGGGUUCCAAGGGAUCAACCGGUUCAGCAGGUCAGAAGGGAGACACUGGACUGAUUGGACCACCUGGACCACCUGGUCCACCCGGUGACAUCAUCCAGCCACUGCCCAUCCAGCAGGCUGCCAAAAGGACCAGACGGCAAGCUGAGAAGCAGGGAGACAAGGCAUUGGCAGACAAGGCAUUGGCAGACUAUGGCGUAGAUGGCCUCGGUAUGGAGGGAAUGGAGGAUGUCUUUGGAUCCCUCAACAACCUCAAACAGGACAUUGAACGCAUGAAGUUUCCCAUGGGCACCCAAGACAAUCCUGCCAGGACCUGCAACGACCUGCACCUCAGCCAGCCUGACUACCCAGAUGGUGAAUACUGGAUUGAUCCAAACCAGGGCUGCAUAGGAGACUCCAUCAAAGUGUUCUGUAACUUCACAGCAGGCGGAGAAACGUGUAUCUUCCCAGAUAAGAAAUCUGUAGGAGUUAGAAUAUCCAACUGGCCCAAGGAGUCUCCAGGUUCAUGGUUCAGUGAAUUUAAACGUGGCAAAAUUUUGAGCUACGUUGACAUGGCAGAAAACACCAUCAACACAGUGCAGAUGACCUUCCUGAAGCUGCUGAGCUCCUCAGCACGGCAGAACUUCACCUACAUUUGCCAUCAGUCCGUGGCCUGGUACGAUGCCAAGGCCGACAACUACGACAAGGCGCUGCGCUUCCUGGGCUCCAACGAUGAGGAGAUGUCUUACGACAAUAAUCCCUUCAUCAAGCCGCUGAUGGACAACUGCUCGCUGAAGCAGGGCUAUUCAAAGACUGUGAUGGAGAUCAACACUCCCCGCAUCGACCAGUUGCCCAUCAUUGACGUCAUGCUGAAUGACUUUGGGGAAUCCAACCAGAGGUUUGGCUUUGAGGUGGGCCCUGUCUGUUUCCUCGGCUAGACACACACCUACUCCCCGCUGAAGGACAGGGUCAGAGGGUACAUAUUAACACCCACAUGCUGAGAUCCGACAACCUUUACCUUCUCUCCCUGUGAAGCAAAAAAACCUGUGUUUUCUUUUGUUGCCCGAGAAGAUCCACUCAAGCCCGGAGAAGAAGAGUGCCCCUAGGCCCUGUCAUGAAAGCGCUGACCAGGGGAAACUACUCCUCGCCCUUGUAGGGCCAGAAUCACAUGACUUUAACUUACAUGUUGUAAUGGGAGUGACAUCAGGAAAAGGACAUUUGAUGCCGUGGCGUACAGUGGCGCACCUUCGGCAACAGAGAGAGGAUCCACUCACCCCAAGCCCCAUCCUCCCUUGUCCUCCCCCUCCCACCACGCCUCCCUCUCUGGAUGCUCCAGGUGCUGCUCUGAAUAAAACCACAGAGGUGCUUUUGUGCAGAAUCACAAAACACUCAAGGUGCUACAAAAAGUGCUUUUUGAUAAAACUGUAAUUAUUAUUAUUAUUAUUGUGUACAAUAUUGUGCCUUUCUGAAUCCACCCUAAAAUCUUGCAUGUUCCCCAGCUCUUAAGUUUAAAUAAGUAUUUGGUAAACAAUAUAGAAAUAAAUCUAAUGAAUAUAGUUGAUGUGUGUUGAAAACAAAUUUGCUAAAAAGAAUAUCUAUUGAAAACAUUCCAAUUUGUAAAGUACAAAAUAAUCCUUUUGUAAAUAAUAUAACUUUCAAUAUUUGAUUUUUAUGAGAGCUAACACAACUGGAUCAUAAAACACAACUCUAAAAGCAUUCUGUCUUUUUUCAUGACAAUGACACCAGUUGGUAUGUCCAUCGGGAUAUUAAGCCAUAAUAAAAUGAUAUAGUAAUAUAAAUAUUUUAAGAAAGAGCUUAUUCUUCCAAACCUUAUUCACCCAGAUGUUAUAUUGUACCUCAGUUUCUUUUAAAAAAUGUGGACAUAUUUGGCUCUUCACCCGUGUUUAUAUAUUGAUAACACAAUCAAGUUUAAACAUUAUUUGUGGUGGCUAACUUACAAUUUAUUUUCUGUGGAGUUAAAUUUGUCCAAUAGUGUCCAAAAGCUCUGUUGAUUUUCUUAUUUGUAAUGAACAAAAUGUUUCAUGUGCCUUGAAUUGUUCAUUCAAAAAUAUUAAAACUGGAUUCUGAAAAAUGCCUGUAUUGGAUUGUUGGCUAUUUGAGUGCAGAAACGAUUAAUGUUCUUUUUGUGAUUCUGCGCUGCCCUAUACAUAUCUCCUUCCUUCGCCAUUUGGAGGAUUAGUGGCUCCAAGUGUUGCCGUUCAUGUGAUUGAUUCUGCUGAGCCCAGGUGCUGUGAUCUCUUUCACUUUCUUUCUCUGAAUCAAAUUUGACUUUGAUCAUGAUAUGUUUGCAUCUCCACCUCUCUAGCUUAAAGCUAUGAUAGCAUAGACUUCGGAGCCGCUUUCAAACCUGUGUAAUUACAGUAUGUUUACAACCUAUGUACAAAUGAAAUAAAUGUUUGGUGCUUUGCCAAAUGCACAUUGCAA